CAUGUGUCAUCUGCUAUAAAUACACACUUUUCUACUGCCACCACCCUUCUCCAUUCUAGCUCCCAAACUGUUCUUCUGCUUAAUCGCAUAUUUUCUGGAUCAGAUUAGGCGCUUUGCCGUGAAGGCGAGAAGGAUUCCUGAUGGCGUCGAAGAGGAUACUGAAGGAGCUCAAGGAUUUGCAGAAGGACCCUCCGACGUCUUGCAGCGCCGGUCCUGUUGCGGAAGAUAUGUUCCAUUGGCAGGCAACGAUAAUGGGGCCUACUGAUAGCCCUUAUGCUGGAGGUGUAUUUUUGGUCUCGAUCCAUUUCCCUCCUGAUUAUCCUUUUAAGCCACCAAAGGUUGCUUUUAGGACGAAGGUAUUUCACCCUAAUAUCAACAGCAAUGGAAGCAUUUGCCUUGAUAUUCUGAAGGAACAGUGGAGUCCAGCCUUGACUGUUUCUAAGGUCCUGCUGUCAAUCUGCUCUCUGUUGACUGACCCAAACCCUGAUGACCCACUGGUUCCUGAAAUCGCUCAUAUGUACAAGACAGACAGGAGCAAAUACGAGACUACUGCUCGUAGCUGGACCCAGAAGUAUGCCAUGGGAUAAACUGAACAAUCAACCCGGCUAGGCCUCAUCGUCUAUGGUUAAUCCAGAAAAUAAAGCAGUGUUUGGUAUGGUAUUUUGUCCUUAACUGGUUAACUCUUGAUGGUUGUUUGUGUAUGCAGUACUCCAUUUCCGAAUUUGUGAAUACAAGUAUUCGACAUCUGAUCAAAAAUGCUUUUUUUGGUCUCAA
Salvia hispanica is the source of this 774-nucleotide messenger RNA. RefSeq names its product ubiquitin-conjugating enzyme E2-17 kDa. Lineage: Eukaryota; Viridiplantae; Streptophyta; Magnoliopsida; Lamiales; Lamiaceae. The record is from RefSeq and is a predicted model, not a curated record.